UGUGCUUGCGGGCUCGUCUUCAUGCCUUGGUUUUAUUGCUGUCAAACAUUGCUGGUGGCCGAUACAGAUUGCCACGAUAUGAACUGUUAUAGGAAUACUAACCGGCAAAUAGUCCAGCAUAAUGGCUACAAGAGACGUAUAAUAUCUAAGGACAUGGCAUUUUACUGUUUUGAUAUGCUAGCUAGCCAUUUAUACCGCGUGAAGGAGCCGUCCCGUCCGCACUUCACCAACGACUCUUUUCCAUUAUUUGUUACUUGGAAAAUCGGUCAUGAUCGAAGACUUCGGGGUUGUAUAGGGACAUUUUCUACUAUGCCUUUGCAUGCCGGACUUAAAGAAUACACAUUAUCUAGUGCAUUAAGAGAUAGCCGUUUUGCUCCUAUUACCAAGGAUGAACUAGCUAAUUUACAUUGCUCCGUCUCCCUUCUCACAAACUUUGAGGAAGGUGUCAACUGUGUUGACUGGGAGAUUGGAGUACAUGGAAUAAGGAUAGAAUUUUAUAAUGAGAAAGGCCACAAGCGCACCGCAACUUAUCUACCUGAGGUAGCAAAGGAACAAGGCUGGACACAGAUACAAACCAUUGACUCAUUACUUCGUAAAGGCGGCUACAAGGCACCCAUCAGCCCAGAAAUGCGUAAUACAGUUAAGGUUACUCGCUACCAGAGCGAAAAGGUUACUGUCAGCUACAAUGAGUUCAUGGCUGCAAAGCAACGCCCCACAUGACACACCCGUCACUCUAGGUGUAAUUAUUGUAUAUUUGCUAAGUAGUAUAGUAUGUGCAUUUGAGACCCCGUUUUCUGGGUGCACCUAUAAAACUGGUCCUUGACUGCACAUCCUUUAUUGCUUUUUAGUUCUACUGCUAGGCGACGUUAACAAAUUGUCUUCAGUCGGAAAUUCAUUCACGGAAGCACGAACUUGCAGCUAAUGUUAAAGGUAGUUUUAUGAUAGGAGGGGGAUGGGUUUUGGAUAUCUUGGAUUGGUAUGUUUGGGUUUGCACAAGGUUAUAUAACAAUUGUAAGGUUAUCAUUCAAAAAGGUGGGAUUUAGUGUACAUUGAUUCAAGUGAUUUUAUGAUUUUUAUGCCUAUUAGGUUGAAUUAGUCUACCUUCAUAUAGUUUUACAUUAGCGAUAUCGAUUCCUUGUGCAAUUUCCUUGAUUUUUAGGCUAUUUCCAAUACUCAUUUAUUGCAGGCGUGCUUUCAUUGCAUUUUGUUUUUUUGAAUUUCCAGAAGUGCUACCUCGCGAAAUUUCACAGCAAUAUUACCAAUUAUAAAUAAAGUAUAUUUAACUUAUUGCAGCUAAAUCAGAGUCUUAGUUUAGCAGCCAUGAUUUCCGUCACUCAAUCCAACUGGCCCCUUGCGUGACUGGGGUCAUUGCAGUUACUUUUAAGACACUGUGCCAUAGUUAUUGGUCAGGGACCCAUCUCGAAAUAAUGGGUUUUUGGCUUUUUCAAAUUGGAGUUGGACCUCAGGGCAGGGUAAGAGACGGAUAUAGGUUUUUUUGGAAAUCGAGGACUCCGGCCCGCUAGAUACUAUCUUUAAGACAUUUCUACUCGGAUGGCUCAAUCUUUUUAGGUCUCCGUUGAUUUUUCCAGUUAACGGACUUCCGCUGUACAAACCAGUCCUAAUCCAAGGGACGAAUACUCUUUACGCUAAAUGGUUUUUUUUUUUUUUUUUUUUUUUUUUGGGGGGGGGGGGGGCUUGUCGAAGAGUUUGGUUUUAUUCUUUGCUGACUAUCAGGAAUGCCUUCUACAAGAGUCAGACCAACAUUCUAAUACAAGUACCACCGCCGCAUCCAAGUAAGGCAAAUAGCAAAGGAGGUAUUGAUAGUUUGAUCCAGUAGCUAGAAUUUAAUGUAAAUAUUAUGGACGCAGCGUUUGCCUUGCUAAGGUUUGGCUGUCGUGUUACACGUUCUGUCUCUUGCCUGCCAUGAGGGUCCAGUAUUUUUAUAACGCUAUAACUAAGCAAUUUAGGACCGCGCAACGUCCGAUUUCAUUUUACAGAUUGUGCCGUUUUACAGAUUAUGGUGUAUAAUUUGAACUUACACAGGUCGAGUUGUGUGAACAGCCGUUUUGACGUUUUUCUCAACACUGUUCUCGUUUUAAUGUAAAACUUGAAGCUAAAGCUCAGGCUCUAAGGUCUUAAACAAGGACCCGCACUAUAAAAAGGCUUAGCUCCGCCCUCUUGCGGCCGAAUUAAAUUCAAACUUCAAGAUGACAACACGCCGUAACAUUGCGUCGGUAAUGAGGCUUUUUAGUUGUGUUAUCGUUACUGCACAUUCCUGCUCUUUUGGUAGGUUAUUCAUUGUUAGUAGCCAAGAGAAAAUAAACGAGAAGAAAAGCGCUUCAAAAGUUGAGUUUGGGUUUCGCUCCUCGUGGGCAAACAAGACACGCUUGACUGAACUCCUGAGCUCCGCACCACGUGGCAGUUAGCUAACACCUGAGCCUUCCAUGAACCUGGCCCAGGCCCUUUUUUAGUGCGGGUCCUUGUUUAAAAUGUGCUUAUCACACGGGUGACUGACUAUAGGACAAAGGAAAUCACAAAAUGGGGAAUCGACUUUCUGACAUUUCUUUUGUCUUGUGUUCAGUCGAGCAAGAAUUCGCCAGCAGAUGCUAGCGCAGUUUGCACAGGGCUUUAUACUGCUGUUAUCAACCCCGACUUGACAAAGCCUUGCUUUCGCGUUUUUAAAAAUCCACAGGAUUAGCAAGAGACGUGUCCGUUUCGCGCGGUGUUUGAUCGUGCUUAUCACUACACAACCACCACUUGUGAUUUUGUUGUAAUUACAGACGUGCGCCAUGCGAGGCACUGCUAGGCUUGACAAAUGCUUCAUGUUAUUUUGUUUGAACUGACAAAUUUUCAGAUACAAGUGGUGGAAUAAGCGCUCUCCAUAUUAUUUCCUUCUCCCCAUUUAUACUAAGUUCCAGUAAGAAGGGUAUGGGUAAUCAUUUUAAUAUCGCUGAAAAACUAGAAGAGGAAAAAAAUGGACUCCUAUAGGCUGAUUUUAGACAACACCAUUUAACCUGUCUUCGACAUGUCUUAGGUUCAAACGUCGCAUUAUCCAUGAGACGUAUCUUCAAUGCAAAUGCCUGCAAAUGAAGAUGAAACAAUCGACUUGAUUAUUUUGCAAGCAUUUGCAUUGAAUACGGCUCAUGGAUAAUACGACGUUUGAACUUAGCUUUAGCCAUGAAUUACACACUACGAUUUUCGUGGUCAAGCAUCGUAGCGGAGUCGUAGGCUGAUUUAUACUCUACGACUCGAGUUGUAAAGGUGUCGCAUACAACUUAACCGUGCUGUCUAAAUCACUUGAUUACCCACUUGAGAUCUUAAAAAGGCGGAUCGCUUCAAUUUUGUAAGCUUGUUCAUACCAACUGAUGUUUUUAUUUAGCUUACCAUCCACUGUACAGGGAUUGAACAAGAAGAUAAUAAAUCAAAUACAUUAAGCAAA
This is a messenger RNA of Nematostella vectensis (starlet sea anemone), 3439 nucleotides long. Its product is annotated as AMME syndrome candidate gene 1 protein homolog. The record is from RefSeq and is a predicted model, not a curated record. Bases 22 to 720 code for a protein of 232 amino acids. The transcript has 5 exons. NCBI's taxonomy places the organism in Eukaryota, Metazoa, Cnidaria, Anthozoa, Actiniaria, Edwardsiidae.